Messenger RNA from Adineta steineri, 1314 nucleotides. Lineage: Eukaryota; Metazoa; Rotifera; Eurotatoria; Adinetida; Adinetidae. The record is from the annotation of a GenBank genome assembly.
AUGAAUUCAUCAACGAAUUUAAAACAACGUCGAGUUAUGCUUAUUACAACUGAUGAAAAAAUUAUUGAACAGAUUUGUACUAGUAACAAUCUAUCAUCAUCAUCAUCGAAAACAGUCAUUUUAGAAUCUGAAGAAAACAGUAAUGAUCUAUCUGAUUCAUAUGAUGAUAUAGAAUCAAUGAAUCAAGAAGGAAUUAGUACUACGAAAUCGUUAAUUUGUGUUAUUUGUGGUUCAUCAGCUCUCGGACGUAAUUUUGGUGUAAUUUCAUGUGAAAGUUGUAAACUAUUCUUUCGUCGUAAUGCGUUAAAGAAUCCAAUAACGCUUUCCUGUCGUUAUAAAAAUACAUGUACUGUAACAUUAGAAACACGACGACGUUGUUCAGCAUGCCGUCUAAAUAAAUGCCUUAGAUAUGGAAUGAAACGUGAACGACUAAUCAAAGCCGAAAAGAAAUCAAUUGAACGUCGUCAAUGUAGAGAAGAACGAACUAAUAUAUCACCAAUAAAUGAGCAAAAUUCUCAAUUACAAUUAUUAACAUCUCCUGAUUCUUAUUCACCACAAACAUCCUCUCGCAUACAACGAGCGGUAUUAAACUCUGAUGAUCUUCAACGUAUAGAAAUAGUACAAACUGCAUUUGAAAAACGAAUUGAACUCGCUCGUGAUAAUCUUCUAUGGAAUCCAACUGUACACUCAACUAAUCUUUUAGAAUUUUUAAAUUCUCGUUCAGUUCCAGCCAUGCGUCUUGUAGCAUUUUUUAAGCAAAUACCUGAAUUUACUGAAUUAAGUUCUGAAGAUAAAUUUAUCUUAACUAAAUAUAAUCUUAUGCCACUUCUUGUUCCAAGUUUCGCACUCUCAUUCAAAAAAGAUACGAAACAAGUCAUAGAAACAAAUACUGAUAUACCUUGGGAUGAAUCUGCAUUUCAACAAGCUAUUGGAACUAAUUAUCUCUUACAAAUAAAACCAAUCUUUGCACCAUUAGUCGAAAUUGUUCAAUACGAUCAAAAAAUAAUGCAACUAUUUCUUAUUGUAUUAUUUUUAAGUAAAGGUCUUUCAACAGGAGAAGAUACAACUGAACCAAUUCUUAUAGAUUAUAUGGCUGUUUAUCGUGCACAUAAUUUUUAUACGGAAUUAUUAUGGAAUUACAUGGAAGUUACACAUGGUAUUAAAGUAGCUUAUCGUAUAUUUAGUAAACUUAUUUUUCAAUAUUUACGAUGGUUAAAUCUAAGAAGAACAAUAGCACUUGAUGUACAACAAAGUUUACCAAGAACAGAACAAUCGAAUAUUUUUCCAAUGAUGCAAUCAUUAUUUCAUAUUUAA